AAGCGCGCUCGUGCUCCGCCGGAGCCCCAGCCUGAAGAGCCACCUUUGGGUGGUUCCUGCGGACGGCCCUGGUUUCCCAGGCGGGGCUCGCGGUGGCGGCGGCGGCGGCGGCGGCUCAGCCCUGCCCUCCCGCCGCAGCGUGUCGCCGUCGCCCCAGAACGGCUGCACCGGUGCCGAAAUGCUGCCGCCCUGCCGGGGCCUGCUAUGGCUUGGUCUGGUCUUGGGUUCCGUCUGCAGCUCCCUCGAGUCUGCGGCGCCAGAUCCUCUGAAUGUCCUUCUGAUCAUCGUGGAUGACCUGCGUCCCUCCCUGGGCUGUUAUGGGGACCAGCUCAUCAGGUCCCCAAACAUCGACCAACUGGCAUCCCACAGCCUCCUCUUCCAGAAUGCCUUUGCUCAGCAAGCAGUGUGCGCCCCGAGCCGGGUGUCCUUCCUCACCGGGAGGAGACCAGACACCACCCGCCUGUAUGACUUCAACUCCUACUGGAGGGUGCAUGCUGGAAACUUCUCCACCAUCCCCCAGUACUUCAAGGAGAAUGGCUACGUGACCAUGUCGGUGGGAAAAGUCUUUCACCCUGGAAUAUCUUCAAAUCAUAGUGACGAUUCUCCAUAUAGCUGGUCUAUUCCACCUUAUCAUCCCUCCUCUGAAAAGUAUGAAAACACCAAGACAUGUAGGGGGCCAGACGGAGACCUCCAUGCCAACCUGCUUUGCCCCGUGGAUGUGGCAGAUGUGCCUGAGGGCACCUUGCCUGACAAACAGAGCACUGAGGAAGCCAUACGCUUGUUGGAAAAGAUGAAAACAUCUACCAGUCCUUUCUUCCUGGCUGUUGGGUAUCAUAAACCGCACAUCCCCUUCAGAUAUCCCAAGGAAUUUCAGAAGUUGUAUCCCUUGGAGAACAUCACCCUGGCUCCUGAUCCCCAGGUCCCUGCUGGCCUCCCUCCUGUGGCCUACAACCCCUGGAUGGACAUCAGGCAGCGGGAGGAUGUCCAAGCCUUAAACCUCAGCAUGCCCUAUGGCCCAAUUCCUGUGGACUUCCAGCGGAAAAUCCGACAGAGCUACUUUGCCUCUGUUUCGUAUUUGGAUACACAGGUUGGCCGCCUUUUGAGUGCUUUGGAUGAUCUUCAGCUGGCCAACAGCACCAUCAUUGCAUUUACCUCAGAUCAUGGGUGGGCCCUAGGUGAACAUGGAGAAUGGGCCAAAUACAGCAAUUUUGAUGUCACUACCCGCGUGCCCCUGAUGUUCUAUGUCCCGGGCAGAACGGCUCCGUUUCCAGAUGCAGGCGAGAAGCUUUUCUCUUACAUCGACCCUUUUGAUCCCCUCUCGGAAGUCAUGGAGCCAGGCCGGCAAGCCUUGGACCUCGUGGAGCUUCUCUCUCUCUUCCCCACGCUUGCAGGACUUGCGGGACUGCACGUUCCACCUCGCUGCCCUAGUCCUUCAUUUCACGUUGAGCUGUGCCGAGAAGGCCAAAACCUUCUGAAGUAUUUUCGAUUCCAUGACUCGGAAGAGGACCCAUACCUUCAUGCUAAUCCCCGUGAGUUGAUUGCCUAUAGCCAGUACCCCCGGCCUGCAGACUCCCCUCAGUGGAAUUCUGACAAGCCGAGUUUGAAAGAUAUAAAGGUCAUGGGCUAUUCCAUACGCACAAUAGACUAUAGGUAUACUGUGUGGGUUACCUUCAAUCCCGAUGAAUUUCUGGCUAACUUUUCUGACGUCCAUGCAGGGGAACUGUAUCUUGUAGAUUCGGACCCUUUGCAGGAUCACAACAUGUAUAAUGACACCCAAGGUGGAGACCCCCCUUUCAUUGAUGCCUUGAGUUUUGCCAACCACAGAGGGCGUAUAUGAUGCAUUCCCUUCCAGCUGGUGAGAGAAGGAGUUAGAGCUAGUUAUUUUGUAAUUACUCAUAAUAUUGGAGGUAACCUGAGGGGUAGGCAAUCAAAACAUGUAUCAGCAAUUUGGCCUGAGAAUAUGUAAUGGCCAAACCUUCUGAUUUCAUCUUUAUUGCUUUCUAAUUGGUGAUUGGACUGGGGCUAGGCUGAACCUUUCUUUCCAUUUUUUUUUCGUUUAACAGCCGUAGAGUGAAUAAGUCAUUGAAUGAAUAAGUACCAAGUUAGCAAACUAAAAUUGUCAUAACUGAACCUAACACUAUACUCAAGAAAUACUUAGUGAAAUUUAGUGCAUUUCAAAAAGCAACCAUGUAUCAAAUUCGGUUCAACACUAAGUUCCUGGCUCUUUUGUUUAUAAUUUAAUAAUAUAUCUUAUUUAGCCCAAUAUGUUCAAAAUAUUAUGUCAACAUCUAAUCCAGGUUUCUUUUUAAAGUUAAUAAUGUUAGAUGCCAAGGCCUUAAAGUCUAUCUUCAAUUUUUCUAAGAUCGCAAAUUUUCAAAUCCAAAGAUAAAAUAUACAUGAAGUGAUUAAUGUGGAAUUUCUACAUCAAAUAAUAAAUAAUGCUCAGUAAACUAGAGGCAUGAGAUGUAUGGGAAGUUCAGUUAAAAAUUUUCAGAGACUUUUGGGCGCAAGUAAUAAUUUGUGAGCAAAUAAUUUGACCCUUGAACCCAAAGGCCAUCUCUUAAAAGGCACUGUUACUCAUAAUGGAAAACAUUUAAAGGCCUAACUGUACCCGUGAACUGAGUCCCUCAGAACCGUAUUAGUGUUUCUCCCUCUUUAGGGAUGGUUGGUUGCAAACACCCGUUUAUCCCGGAGGCAGGAAAUACUCUUAAUUGCUGAUUAAAGAUGACAUUAAUUUAUUAAAUUAUAAAUUAUUUUGAGAGUUGUGAACACUUUUUAUUAGCAUAAUAUUAGGUAAUUUCAAAUCCCCCAGAAUGUAGUUCUGUGUUUCCUAAAUAUAAAAGUAACCAGAAAGGCAGGUGAUAGUAGUAAGCUUAGCCUAUGUCAUUUUUAAAAAGAUGGAAUAUUCACAACUCAUAUUUACAACAUGUUGAAGCCAAUCUAUUAUCAGUAGUCAUCAGAAGAGUCAGGCACUUUCUAAAUAAACGUCUGAUGUAGUCCUUUAUCAAAGUGAAUAACUUUUAGUAAUUCUUUCUUUACAAGUGCUGCUUCAGUGUUUAAAGGUAAAUGUGAAACAAAAUACAGCAAAUUAGGUUGUUACUGCAACAUAUUGUAACCAAAAAGGCAAGAUAUUAUGUUAAAAUAUUAAAAGGUUACUUCAAACCAGUAAAAUUUCAAAUACUGAUUUUUUUUUUUUUUUACUAACUAGCCUAUAGUAGAGUUAUAUAUGGUAACACAAUGACCUAAGCAAUUAAGUGACUUAGUGUUCUGGCAGCGACAAUUUCUACUUGAGGACUGAAGUGCCCCAUUCAUCUCUCCGAUCCUGAAGCUCGUCUCUUUUCUGGAAUCCUCAGCUUUUGGAAAGUUUCCCUCAUCCUUUUCUUUCUCCUUCUUCAUCGCUCUCCACACUUCUACUAAGAAUUUUACAAUCCUGUCUCAAUUCCUCAUGACGUAUUGUCAGUGGAUUUAGCAUUAUCUCCUACCCCACAGCUGCGAGUUUUAACACAGGCUUUUAUUUCACAUCCAUUUGUUGUCCCUGGUUGGCCACAAUAUGUAUACCUCAUCAUUUUUUCUCGCUUUAUUUCUUGAAGCAUAAUUUUAGUAUCCAAAAUCUCCACAUUCUGCUCUUGCUGAAGUCGUAAGCUGAACUGUGCCAGGAGAGUGAAGUGCCCCUGCAGUGGAUGCAGCGCCCCUGCAGUGUACCUGGAGGUGGCUGCAGCAUCACUGAUGUGGAUUCAGUGUCCUUGAAGGUGGAUGCAGUGCCCCUGCAUUUGUUGCAGGGGCCAUGCAUGGCGACACGCUCAUCGGAUGUGCAGCUGCCAUUUUGGCAGUAAUUCACCUGUGGGGCCGAAGCCACCUCCUGGUCUGGGUCUACCUGGGGCGCUUUUGCAUGUCAGUCUGUCUCCACUGGAAGUGCUUCUGUCUCAUCUUUUCUACGUGAGGGCAUAGCCCCAGUGCUUCAGCUCUCCUUAGGGUUUAGUUUUCCUUGGCCUCCCUUUAAGAAUCUCUCCUUUACAAGUGAAUUCUGCAUUGCGUGUACAGUGGCAUGGUCUUCUUAUGGGUUAUGGUUGCUUUCUGUGCUUUUGACACUGAACUCAAUUGAGAGCCACUUUUUAUUUCUUUUUGCACAUCUCCACCACACAGUGGGGUGAGCGGCCUCUUUCUGGUUUUCGGAUAUCACAGCUUGCCACAUUCCUUAUUUUGACUUGGCUUAGAGAAACCACAUUUUUGUUGCUUCAUAUACCUUUUCUCCAAUCCCUCUGAGCUGCACAUGUUUUAUUAAUGCUUCUCCAGUCACUUUAUUUGUAGAAAUCCCCACUGCAUUUGAGCAGGGGUUCUUUUAUACAGUUUAGUUGAAACCAGAACUAGUGAUCCCAGAAAUUUUGAUUGGCCCUAAUUCAGCGGCUCAUAAACAUGAGGGUGCACCAGAACCACCUGAAAGGCUUGUUAAAACCCAGUGUGCUGGGCCCUGCCUGCAGAGGUUCUGAUUCAGUGCAUCUGGGGUGGGGCCUGAGAAUUUGCAUUUCUUAAAAAUCACACUGCUCCUCCAAAGGCAACACUUUGAGAACCACUGCCCCAGGUGUGCGCUGCCCAGUAGCCACUAGGCACAUGUGACUUUAAAUUUAAGUUAAUUAAAAUGAAACAAACAUUUCAGAAGCAGAAUCUCAGUUGCGCUUGCCAUAUUUCAAGUGCUUGAUAGCCACAUGUGGUUAGCGGCUACCGCAUUGGACAGCACAGAUCUAGAACCUUUCCAUCAUGGCAGAAAGUUGAUUGAAUGGAGGAGCCCUAGAUUAACUCUGAAUUUGAGCUGGAUCCACCUGGCUGUUGGCAAGGUCCUCCUGUGGGUUGAUCCGCUACCCCGUGUUUGCCUGCAAGGAAUUGUCUGGAGGUUACUGAAGUGUGUUUGGUUUAAGUGUAGUGUAGGGAGUUCACCCUGGCAACCGGCCUCUUCCUCUCCACUCUCAUCACCAUCAGCCCAGCCCUUCACACCUCCUUCCCAAGUAGUUGACCUCUCCCUCCUCUUUCCUCCCUUGCCCCUAAAGAAUCCAUGUGUCUUCCUGAAAUCCCUCUUUGAACCUGCCCUUUGAGAACACCGUUAGUGCCUACUUCUGGGUCUACACAGACCUCCGCUGAGCAGUCAGAGUCUUCCCUGACUCCACGAAGCCCCUUUCCUCGGCUGACCAGUUUACGUACUGGUCCCUGACUCUCCCUUGCCAAUCCCUACCUCCCUGCCCACCCCUAGGUUCUUCCCUCCUCCCUUCACCAUCCAUUCGUGACCAUUCUUCACACCCCACUCCCAUGCCCCCAGUUCCAAGAGGCUGGGGUUUGUGACUCUCUAGCUUGUACCACGGGAUGAAAUGAACCUCGCUAAAGACUCUUGUGGUGACCUUACUGAAAAGAGGUAUUUUUUCGGAUUGUGAAAUUAAUGUGUUAAUUAUAGAAAGGUUGGAAAACACAUGUAAUAAAAAGUAAGAAAAUGCAUCAGGAUUUUACCCUAAGUCACUUAAUAUCUUGUCUUUUGGGGAGUAUGAAGUUCUCACAUUGUGACCAUGCUAUGUGCUUUAUUGUGCAAUUUUAUAUUCUCAUUUUUUCACUAAGUGUAACAUGUGGUUAUUACAGAUUUUUGCAAAGAUAGUUUAUAUUGGUGGUAAUAUAUUUUAUUGUGUAGUUUUAUCAUAAUUUACUUAACCUUAUCUCAAUUAUUGGAAAUUUGGUUUAUUUCCAGAUUUUUGGUAUUACAAAUAAUCCUGUGAUGAAUAACCUUGUGAAUAAAAUGUUCUUAUGUGUUUCACAUUACCCACUUAGGAUAGUCUCUCAGUGCCAAAUUGUCAAAAGCAUCGCCAUUUUCCUCUUCUCACGACUCUCCUACUACCUUAGGGUAGUAAAACUAAAAAUAAAGCAAACAAGGACACAAAUAAUAAAAACCGUAGAACCAAACAAAACGAAAAACCCCAACCCCCGUGAUAAUAGAUGAAAGUGGUAUCCUGUUUUAGCGUCAAAUUCUUUGCUUGUUAGUGACUUUGAUCGUUGUUCUUUCUGUAUGAUUGCUGGGCAUUUGUAUUUCCAGUUGUGUGAAUUUGCCUUCACAUUUUGGUUAUGGGUUUCACUUUUUUAAGUAAUCAAACAAAUCGCUCUUUUCCUAUGUGAUUUUUUUUCCUGUUAAACAUGGAGACCCCUCCCAAUCUGGAGAUUGAAUAAAUAUGCAUUUUCCUUUGUU
Molecule: messenger RNA, 6217 nt
Organism: Equus caballus (horse)
Lineage: Eukaryota; Metazoa; Chordata; Mammalia; Perissodactyla; Equidae
Gene: IDS
Product: iduronate 2-sulfatase
Cellular component (GO): cytoplasm
Molecular function (GO): iduronate-2-sulfatase activity
Source: RefSeq, a predicted model, not a curated record